AUGACUAUAUUAUUGGUCACUGUGUGGUCGCAAACCACUAGUAACACGACUGUCCCAUCAAUAUCAUCAGUAUCACCAUCAAAGACAACCCCUAGAGGAACCACAUCCCAUUCAACGACUAACUCAUCGGUCACUUCAAACACUACUGAGAGGACGGUAUCUGAAACCUGUGUAGAAGAAGAAACUACCCGUCCUUACGCUGUGGUCAUCAAUGAGGACAAUACGGAGACGGCGACGGAUAUCUAUAAUAAUAUACCUAACAAUCCUUGUCAAGGCAAUAGUCUGUCGGUGUCAUCAGCACCUGUAGUCAGCAGAAGACUAAACAUACUGUUUGUGACCACCGAUGACAUCGUCUACGGGUUGGGCAGUAAUAGUGAGGGUCAGCUCGGGUUAGGACAUAACCGACCCGUGGAUACCCCCGAAGAAGUGCCGGAAUUAAGUGAACAGAAUAUCUAUCAGUUUAUUAACGGCGAGGACUUUGUGUUAGCCAUCAAUAGUGAGCACCGGUUGUAUAGUUGGGGUCGUAAUGAUAGAGGACAGUUAGCAUUGGAUGCCCCCACAUAUGGCACUACUAAACCAAAAAUCAUAUCAAUAGAUAUUCCUGUGAUUAGUGUCAGUUGUGGUGCUAAUCAUACCCUUGUGCUGACCGGUAGUGGACAUGUAUACGGUUGGGGUAGCAAUGAUCGGGGACAGGUAGGUUGUGGCAAAAGUGAUGUAAAAGCUGUGUUGAAGGCAAUUGAAGUGAAGUUUCCCAACGGAUAUACAAUUGUGAAGAUCUCGUGCAGUGACCGGAAGUCAUUUGCUAUAACGUCGGACGGCUAUGUGUUUAGGUGGGGCUGGAAUGCCUACAGAAAUUGCUUGUAUAAACCCGAGUUAAUGGAUUGUGUGUAUAAUAUACAAAGUGUCGGUGCUAAUAACGAUAAGAUAUACCUGUUGUCAAAUGAUGGACAGAUUUAA
This is a messenger RNA of Oppiella nova, 957 nucleotides long. Lineage: Eukaryota; Metazoa; Arthropoda; Arachnida; Sarcoptiformes; Oppiidae. The record is from the annotation of a GenBank genome assembly.